Molecule: messenger RNA, 2314 nt
Organism: Schistocerca gregaria
Lineage: Eukaryota; Metazoa; Arthropoda; Insecta; Orthoptera; Acrididae
Product: arylsulfatase G-like
Exons: 11
Coding region: 454-2133 (559 amino acids)
Molecular function (GO): arylsulfatase activity
Source: RefSeq, a predicted model, not a curated record
CUGUAUAUUGAGGCGUAGAUGUCAAGGCUGCAGCGUGCCAGAGGAGGUUAGAAUUACAAUAAGAGGUUGUCGUUUCGUCGUGUGCUUCACUAUAACGCUCGUUCCCUUCAGAUGAGGAUAUAUAAGGAGAUUACUUGCAUCCAGUUAGGUAAAUACUGAGCUGGUACCCAUGCCCCACCUCAGAUACACAUUAUAUAAAUGCUUAGAAAAUGUUCUCACACUUGAACACGUGACUUAAUGCAAGACACAGGCAGAUGAGGUACACUAAUUCUGUCGCAGGACAAGUGGUGGGAGCAGGAAGGACAUCCAACCACUAACUGUUACUCACAUGAGCAAGACCCACAUAACAAAGCCAACUACAUAGAGGAUCAGUAAAAGGUUUGUGUAAGUCAAAGGAGGCAGGUGUCUGAAAUACUAAGAACAUAUUCUAAUGCACUACACACACCAAGAAGAAUGCCUACAAAUAAAUAUCAGUGCAAGAGCAAUGUGAAGUUAACAUCACUCUUUGCUUUGAUUGUUAACUUCCACUUCAGUUUUGCGUAUACAAAAGAUAACUUUAUUGUUGAAGGUGACAAAAAUUCACCAGUUGUAAAUCAGUCACAAAAUACAACAUGUUCCAAAACUGCAAUAGGAGAUGAUCUGAAACCAAAUAUUGUCGUGAUUAUGGCUGAUGACCUGGGCUGGGGUGACUUUGGCUCAUACUGGCCUCACACAGCUUUGACACCAAAUGUUGAUGCCAUUACCAAGGAAGGAAUGAGGCUCACAGAUUUUCAUGCUAGUGCAUCGGUGUGUGCGCCAUCUCGAACUGCACUCCUCACUGGUCGACUUGGGCUAAGGACUGGCGUUGUGCAAAACUUUGCUAAAGAUGCUGUUGGGGGUAUUCCUGAGAAUGAGACAACAUUGGCAGAAAUCUUGAGGGAUGCUGGAUAUAGGACUGCUAUGAUUGGAAAAUGGCAUCUGGGUACAUCACCUGGUCACCAUCCUAUAGAUAAAGGUUUUCAGGCCUAUCUAGGAAUUCCAUACAGUAUUGACAUGGGCUGUACUGAUCCACCAGGGGCAAAUUUACCAGCCUGUCCUCCUUGCCCCCAUGAAAAUAUGGUCUUCAACAAGGAGAAUGAUUGUCACAUUUCAUGUGAUGAAGAAUUGGCUCUUCCUUUGUAUGUAAAUAAAACAAUAAUACAGCAGCCUGCACAGUUAAGGCAUCUCUCAGAAAUGUAUGCCGAAUUUGCAGAAGAAUUUAUGUCAAAAAGGGAGGAGCCCUUCUUCAUGUAUGUUGCAUUGUCACACAUACAUGUACCAUUGGCCCAUGGCCCUAUGUUUGAAAAUAUUACUGGAAAAGGCAUUUUUGCUGAUACCUUGUUUGAGAUGGAUUGGCUCAUUGGAAAAAUUGUGAGAACAGCUAUGAGAUAUAGUAAAAAUAAUUUGAUUUGGAUUCUGAGUGACAAUGGACCAUGGGAAGUAAAAUGUGACUUAGCUGGGUCAAGUGGCCCCUUUGUAGGAGCAUGGCAGCGAGAUGUGUUGCAUGGAGGUGGAGGAGGAAGUGCUGCUAAACAAACUGUUUGGGAAGGUGGUCACAGAGUUCCCAGCUUAGUGCUAUGGCCAGGAUACAUAGAGCCAGGAAGUAUGUCCAAUGCUUUGGUGUCUGCUCUUGAUAUUUUUCCAACUAUUGCUGCAGUUUGCAACAUCUCACUUCCAACAGACAGAUAUUUUGAUGGUAUUGAUGUUCAAGGUAUCUUAACAGGAGAGUCAGAGCAAGCUCAUGAGGUGUUAUUUCAUCCCAAUAGUGGAGCAGCAGGACCAGAAGGUGAAAUUGGGGCAGUAAGAAUUCAGGAGUAUAAAGUUGUAUACUACUCUGGUGGCUCCCCAGAAUGUGGUGGCCGCACUGGUCCUUCGGUAUCACAUGUUUCGUCUCCGCUUGUGUUUAACCUCAAGAAUGAUCCUGGUGAGACAUACCCACUGGAGGUAAACAGCUCAGAAUGGAAGGCAACAGUGGAUGCAGCUGAGCAAGCACUUCUGUGGCUCCAUGAAAAUGUGCAGCAGGACAACACCAGCACUGCAGAUUACACUAAAGAGCACAGUGCUCGGCCAUGUUGUGAUAAAUACAGUCCAAUUUGUCGCUGCCCCUGGGACUAGGCCAGUGUUCUGCUACACACUAUGCCCAAAUUAUCACUGAACCUGGAUCAAAUGCUUGAGUCAUUUCUCUUCCUUGGGGAAAAAAAAUUGCCAUGGCCACAGGGUAUGCUUUCAGGUGACUGUGAUUGUGUGUGUAUAUGUGUACUAUGACUAGGAAAAAAAGCCAACACUCGAAAGCUAG